Messenger RNA from Ilex paraguariensis (yerba mate), 314 nucleotides. The record is from the annotation of a GenBank genome assembly. NCBI's taxonomy places the organism in Eukaryota, Viridiplantae, Streptophyta, Magnoliopsida, Aquifoliales, Aquifoliaceae.
UUUUUAUGUACCCCAUGAAUGCAAUGGGCAUAGGUACACUUAAUAAAAGUAUGGGAGCUAUUCUGGGUGUGAAAUGGGUGAAGCAUGUGAUGCAACCAUCAGCGGUGUCUCAGGUUGUGGGAAGUCAAGCUGGGGCUAGUCAAGGUGGUACUGAUGUUGGUACUAGUGAUGUUGGACAAACACUCCAACAAAUGGUUGAAAAGUUGGAGGCCCGAUUUGAAAAGUUCGAGGAUGAAACGAAUGGUUCGUUGCAGCGUCUGGAGACAAAAUUAGAUUGUUUUUAUAAGGACUUUAAAGAGUACAUCAACAAAUGA